Messenger RNA from Diorhabda sublineata, 1140 nucleotides. It is a transcript of the gene Dbx, whose product is annotated as homeobox protein DBX1. Lineage: Eukaryota; Metazoa; Arthropoda; Insecta; Coleoptera; Chrysomelidae. Gene Ontology annotation, molecular function: DNA binding; DNA-binding transcription factor activity, RNA polymerase II-specific. Gene Ontology annotation, biological process: regulation of transcription by RNA polymerase II. Bases 1 to 1140 code for a protein of 379 amino acids. The record is from RefSeq and is a predicted model, not a curated record. The transcript is spliced from 4 exons.
AUGUAUCAAAGUACGUUACAAUUUUUGACCAGCCAUCGAGAAAAGAUGUUGAAAAGUAUAAACAACAAUCAAAAUUCUUUUUCGAUGGAAAACCUCUUGUCCAACGGUAAAUUAUCUCCUGAGAAUUUAGAAACUAGUAAAGAUUCAGAAGAAUUCAAAAAUUCCCACCAAAACAAAAUCGAGGAUGACGACGACAGAUUAUCGCCUAUAUCUUCGGGUAGUUUACAAGCUGAAAAAAAUGACGUUUUCUUGAGGUUUAAUAGUUGUUUGAGAAAUAGGUUAUGUUCGAACUGUGGAAGAUUAGACUGUAAUUUUAUUCAAUGUAGAUUAAGUGAAGGUGUUAAAGAUUCUAAACCGGUAUUGAAGUUUAGUGUAAGUGCCAUUUUGGGUGAUGAUAAAACGCAACAAAGAAAUAGUAAUAACAAUAAUGAUAAUUUAGUGCACGUUACGACAACAGCGGCGCCGACGGGUCCACCUAGUUUAUUAGGCCUCUCGACCUACCUCAACAAUCAUUCAACUUCGAUAGCUAAACCUGUUGCGAGUAGACCACCGCAUUUUAAUCCUCACCUAUUACUAGCAGCGCACUGUAGGCCGCAACCUUAUUUAACAGUAUCCACACCUAUAUCCGGUAACCAUUCGGCUGUUUUUCCUUUACCCGGUUCGUUUCCAUGGGCGCACAGCGGUCGGGGGAAGCCCCGAAGAGGUAUGAUGAGGCGUGCCGUGUUCAGCGAUUUACAACGAAAAGGACUCGAGAGGCGGUUUCAAAUACAAAAAUAUAUCUCGAAACCAGACAGGAAGAAACUUGCCGAAAAGUUAGGAUUAAAAGAUAGUCAGGUGAAAAUUUGGUUCCAAAAUCGGCGUAUGAAAUGGCGCAAUUCCAAAGAAAGAGAACUUCUGGCCGCCGGUGGUUCCCGCGAACAAACCCUCCCCAAUAAAAAUAAUCCACAUCCGGAUCUCAGCGACGCUGACGGUGACAAACCCAAACUAGACCUUAGCGAUAUACAAGAUAUUUCGCCAGCCGGUUCGCCGAUUGAACCAAUGAGUAACGUCGUUCAUACGUCAACUGUCAACUAUCAAAUGUACGACGGAAUGGAUUACGAAAGUUCAAAUGACAGCGACGAAGAGAUAAACGUCACUUGA